This is a messenger RNA of Oncorhynchus nerka (sockeye salmon), 561 nucleotides long. Its product is annotated as annexin A6-like. The record is from RefSeq and is a predicted model, not a curated record. The coding region runs from base 1 to 561 and encodes 186 amino acids. Gene Ontology annotation, molecular function: calcium-dependent phospholipid binding; cholesterol binding; calcium ion binding. The transcript has 7 exons. Gene Ontology annotation, cellular component: cytoplasm; focal adhesion. NCBI's taxonomy places the organism in Eukaryota, Metazoa, Chordata, Actinopteri, Salmoniformes, Salmonidae. Gene Ontology annotation, biological process: neural crest cell migration; plasma membrane repair; apoptotic signaling pathway.
AUGCCAUCUACCAUGACAGGCCAUGACGCCAAAGAGAUCCAUGAUGCCAUCAAAUCUGGCCUCCAGGAACAACAACAGAUACACAACCUGGUGGAGGCAUACAAGGAUGCUUAUGGCUCAGACAUCGAGGAGGAUGUUACAGGAGACACCUCAGGGCACUUUAAGAAGAUGCUGGUUGUUUUACUCCAGGGAACCAGAGAUGAACCAGGAGUAGUGCAUGCAGACCUAGUGGAGGAGGAUGCUCAGGCGCUGUUUGCAGCCGGGGAGGAGCAGUGGGGCACAGAGGAGUCCAUUUUCAUUAUGUUGCUGGGAAACCGCAGUGUCAACCACCUCCAGAUGGUGUUUGAUAAGUACCAGGAGAUAGCAGAGAAGCCCAUAGAGGACAGUAUCAAGAGUGAGCUGUCUGGGGACUUUGAGAGACUCAUGUUGGCUGUCGUUCAGUGCAUCAGGAGUGUACCUAUGUACUUCGCCAAGCGCCUCUACAAGUCUAUGAAGGUGAACCUCAACGGUUUAUUCUUCUCUCAGGCUCAGCUGCACUCAUACCAACCUCAAUCAUACUAA